UGGGGCCAGUCGGUGGAUCGAUCGACGUCCCGUCGAACCUCGCGGCCGUAAGCGCCGCUGCGCCUCUGGGCGGGGCGAGAGGGCGCUUCAGUCGUGUACUGGAGCCCACCAGGGUCGCGUCCAGCACCUCGAACGCUUCGGAGUUGCUCGCCCGCUCGGGUCUCUCUCUUUUCUCUCCAUCAACCUUUCGAAAAAGAAAAAAGACACUCCUCGUGUCUUUAGGGGCUGUGUUCUGAACUAAACUUCGAAAUAGACGCGUGAUCCUUCGACGCAUAUAUAAAAAGCGAGCGAGAAAGAGAGAAAGAGAGAGCCAAACGUGAGAGCUUAGUUAAUAUAGUGUUCUAUCUCCGAUUCGAGAUAUCCUUUCUUCGCUCGUAUAUACCCUGUAGUAGUAGUUCGAAACUCGAGGAUCGUACUAUUCCUGUUAGUACUAUAGUUCCAGCGACGCGGAUCAACCAGUGAUCGUUCCAACGCGGCGCGGCUUGUAUCGUCCUCGAAGACACGAGAUCGUAUCCGUACCAGGAUAUUUCUGUUUCCUUCGAAUCGCUCGAUUAAUUCGCGGAUUCUAUAUAGUUGUUCGUGCUCGAUCGUUCUCGUCGGUUUGAACGUUUUAUUACGUUCGACUGUUUCGGUUCUUCGAACGGAGCCGGUCGUAUCGAUUCGAGAGGUGAUACGGGCGUACAUAGAUAGAGAUACACGCAUAGUGAGACAAGUGAGAUAUACAUUGAAGAGGUGCGUAAAAAGGGUUUCGGAAGUAUCCACGGGGGAAAGGUGUCUAUGUACGCGGCCGGAGACACGGAGAGCUACCCUGGUACCUAGCGGACGACGCGGGGUGGCUUCACCAGUGAGUCUCAGCUUUACGCCCUUCUUUUCGCGAGCUGAUUCACCGUCACGCUUGCUUUCGACGCUUUACAAUAGCAUUUCGAGAGCUAGAUCUCGCGAGAGCGUAACCUCGUCCCAGGGUGGCGGGUUCCGUCAGCAGGAGGCGGCGAGCGUCGCGGAGCAUCAGCUAGUCUGGAAGAGGCAAGAUAGAUAGAUAGAGAGAUAGAGAGUGAGCGAGUGAGCGAGAGAGGGAGGAGUAAACGUGACGAAGAAGACGAAGACGACGUCGUCGGGGUGUUGGUGUCCGAGGGUGGCGGCGGUGGUGACGCGCAGGAGGUGGUGGCGGCGGAGGAGGGUGGAGGCGACCGUGGAAGAAGCUACGACUCCUGCGACGUGAGUCGCGAGCCGUGCUGGUUGGGCGGUGGUGGUGGUGGUGGUGGUGGCCACGAAGAGGGUAGAGUAACGGUUUCCUAGCCGCCGAGGGAAAGGUAGAGGCUUGGUGGUGGCGUUUGUGAAGGCAACCUGUGGCAAGAUGGGCUGCGCCAUGUCCGCUGAAGAGCGGGCCGCACUGGCCCGUAGCAAGCAGAUCGAGAAGAAUCUCAAGGAGGAUGGUAUCCAGGCUGCUAAGGAUAUCAAGCUGCUACUGCUUGGUGCCGGAGAGUCUGGCAAAAGUACCAUCGUUAAACAAAUGAAAAUUAUCCAUGAAAGCGGAUUUACGCCCGAAGACUUCAAGCAGUACAGGCCCGUAGUAUACAGCAACACGAUACAGUCUCUAGUCGCUAUUCUCAGAGCGAUGCCGAAUUUGGAUAUCAAUUUUUCGACCAAUGAACGGGAGCCGGACGCGAAAAUGGUGUUCGACGUGAUCCAAAGAAUGGAGGACACGGAACCAUUCAGCGAGGAGCUUUUGGCUGCGAUGAAUAGACUUUGGGCCGACAGCGGGGUACAGGAAUGCUUUGGUAGGAGCAACGAGUACCAACUCAACGACUCGGCGAAAUAUUUCCUGGAUGAUCUAGACCGAUUAGGGGCCAGGGAUUAUCAGCCUACGGAGCAAGAUAUUUUAAGGACCCGUGUUAAAACAACGGGAAUAGUCGAAGUUCACUUUUCUUUCAAGAAUCUUAAUUUCAAAUUGUUCGACGUGGGUGGCCAAAGAAGCGAACGUAAGAAAUGGAUCCAUUGCUUCGAGGAUGUUACCGCGAUCAUAUUUUGCGUUGCGAUGUCCGAGUACGAUCAAGUCCUGCACGAAGAUGAAACGACGAAUCGAAUGCAAGAAAGCUUGAAACUGUUCGACUCGAUUUGCAAUAACAAAUGGUUUACCGACACCUCGAUUAUUCUCUUCUUGAACAAAAAGGAUCUUUUCGAGGAGAAAAUUCGCAAGUCCCCGCUCACCAUUUGCUUCCCCGAAUAUGCUGGGGCGCAAGAGUACGGUGAAGCAGCCGCGUACAUCCAGGCGCAAUUCGAGGCGAGAAACAAGUCAACCACUAAGGAGAUCUACUGCCACAUGACUUGCGCUACCGAUACCGACAACAUUCAAUUCGUGUUCGACGCAGUCACAGACGUCAUUAUCGCCAAUAAUCUCCGUGGCUGCGGUCUCUAUUAGGAUAAAUAUUCCCGUCGUGGAGCCGAUCGACCGACACACACUCACACUCACACGCAUAAACACGACAGAUAUGUAUCGCGAGAACGGGGGAGCGCGUGAGAACGAGAGACUGCGAGAUUGUCAGGUUGCCGAGAGAAAGAUCGCGUGACAGAGGGGGAGAGAACGGCUGAAAGAACGGGAACGAGAAAAAGAGAUACACCUAUGUACCACCGCUACUACUACCGACCACCUGCGGAUACCUUCUCGACUUUUUUUUAUCAGACACCUCUUUGUGCCGGCUCUUUCAACCUUUCUCCUUAUCAUACCGAGCGAUUCGAACGCAGUUCCACAAUGUUUACGCAACGCUAUGCAUUAUGUGCUGCUAAAGUGCUGCUAUGUAAGUAGCUUCGCUUCUACAAUUCCUGCAUCCUCUUGCAUAAUGAUAAUUUAGUAAUUACUAUUAUUAGCGAACCGAUAAUUCACGAGUUAUAGCAUCUCUCCCUAUCGUUUUUCGUUGAACGCAAUGAUCGAGAAUAACUUAUAAUUUGUAAAAUCUUAUUUAUUUCAUCAACAAAUUUGUUACCAUUAUGCAAGGAUAAUCUGUAACUUUUGAAUUGUAAAGUUUCGCUAAUAGUAUUAUUAGUUCGAUCGUCCAUAUUACAAAAGUAAUAUCGGUUGUGGAGUGUCGUUAUUAAAUCGCUUCUUCUAAUUGUCUUUUGAGGCAAACAGAGAAUCGUGUAGGAACUUUUAAUAUCAGCAGCAUCAAGAAUGUUUCUCUACUAGAGAAAUUCAUCUUAUGAUUUGAACGUUAUAUCUGGAAGAGAAUAGAAAGUUUGGAAUAAAGUUUUCAGCUAAUCGAUCCUUCGAGUUAAAUACGUACGGAUAAUAUGAAUUUCUCAAUAAAGAAACAUUCUUUUCUAUAUCAUAAUCAGAUUUGAUUGCUGUAUUAAUUGCAGAGGACUCGAUAUUGCCUUUACUCGUUGGUCAUUUUCUAUUUUAAACCGAUUGCGACUGAGUCAGUCUAUCAACGUUGGACAAUCUAUUAAACCAAUACCGAAUACUGUGAUCGAUCUUUUUGUUAACUACCAGUGAACCGCCGGUGAAUUUGUCAUAUAUGAAAAUCAAUUUUUGCGUCGAUAUUUGAAACUAAAAAAUUAUAUACGAAUGAUUGAAUUUCAUAUUUUAAAUUUUGUUAAGAUUCAAAAGCUUAUAUAAUAUUACUUGUCUACUUAAUUAAAAAGACUUACUAUAUGGGUCAACGGGCGAAUAGUUGAGUCCUUCGUAAUCAAAAAUAUGGAAUUAAGGAAUACGUUGAAAGAGGGCGCACAACGAUCGAUCCAGAUUUUUCAUACAUUUCGCGGUAAAUCGCACAAAGACCAAUCACGAAGCACACUCGAAUCUCGAGAUCCUUCAUCUGAUUUUAGUGUAAAUUAGGGAAAGAUUAUAGUUAUCUGUUCAGGUAGAAAAUUAAGCCGAACAAAAUUUCUUUUAACAUAGCAAAUAAUUCUAGUUGAUAGUUUAACUUAAAAAUUCUUUUGCUAAAAGAAAUAAUUUCUUUAAAAAUUCUUCGUUCGACCGACACUUCGAUUUUCUACCUGGCAAGAAACGAUUUAUAAGCUGAUAAUACAAUUUUCAUUUUUCACGAGUAGUAUAAUGAUAUUCAACUAUUAUAAAUUUAGUUGAAUAAGCAUGUUACGUUCAUCGCCGAUCGCACAAGUCGCGCACAAGAAACCGACGAAAAAAGUAUAUUUUUCUCUCGUACAAAAUAUUUUAUAUUUUCCGUGCAAAUCUACGAUUCCUACAUCCGUCGGAUACGUAUAAUAUUAUACUAUUCGGUUUUCGAUCAGUUCCUUUCGGUUAGAAAACUAAAUAAAAAAUGCGCUAAAAUUGUGUAAAAAGCAUAGAAACGCCGUUGAUCGAAAUAAGUGAGAUUUAAGUGAAACCAUAAAAACUCGAUAGAUAGGGUCAGAAUAUGCAGAGAAAAGACGCGAACAUCUUGAUGCGUAGAGAUCUAAUUAAUAUUCGAUUUCCGAUUCGUCAAGCAUUUUUUCGCAACGAUUCGAGCAAGAUUCGCGCCGUACGCGAGAAAGAAUUCUUCGCUGUUUUUCCCUUAAAUUGAAUCGACAGUUUCGUUUCGUUCCAUUGUCACGCACAUUUACGCGACUGUACGCACACGAUCGCACAAUUACACGCAACGACGCAAUCACACACACAUACACACACACGCGCGCGCGUACACACGUUACACGAAUAUACAGGGUAUUCAGAAAUAGGUGGCCGAACUGUGGUAUAGCGUAGAAUACGAUACCAAAGUUUGGCCACUUAUUUCUGAAACAUUCUGCAUAGGACAUACGUUGAAGCGUUUACAUUUGCGAAAAGUGAAAGAGGUUCCACUCAACGAAGCUAGGAUGGAUCCUUGAAUUUCCGAAUUCUCUUCGUACGAUUUAGUUACCUUUUUACGCAAUUACGUUUUACGUUUCUCGAUUAGGUCAGGUGUGUUUAAGGGGAGCUUUCAAUUAUUCGAUGAAAUCUUGAUUUCGUAUUAAGCGAUAGCGUUUUUGGAUCGACAGAAGCCGUGUCUUUACGCUUCUUUUUUUUCAUCGAAGCAGUCCUUACUGGCUUUAAAACGAAUAUCAGUGCAGACCGAAACAUUCCACGUACAGUCAAACGCAGUUUCCCGUUUUCUAUUUUUCCUUGGUUCGUAUUUCAUCCUCGCACAAUGUACCAAUUUUCCUUUUAUUUUUUUUUUUUUUUUUUUUUUUUUUUUUUUUUUUUUUUUUUUUUAUAAUCUUUCUAUUUGAACGACUUUUUGUUUUUGUUCUUUUGGGAAAGAUUUCACUCUCUUUUCCAGAAUUGCAAUUGCGAUUAAGUAACGAGGAGUUGUGGCAGAAAUUUUGGGAAUUUUUAUAGGAAUCUUUUUACCAAAGAUAUCUGUUUAAAACUUUUAUAUUAAAAAAAUAUCAUAUCCUAAAUUUAUAAUUAAUGUUUGUUGGGAAUUGGAGAUUUUUUUAAAUUUAUUUAAAAUAGUUGCAAUUGCAAUUCGUCGCUGUUCAAUUGUAACGUAAAUUAAAAUAUCGAGAAGUGUUUGACCAAAAAGAACCAAAGAAUCGAGUAGAACAAUAAUUACAAAUGUAAAGAAAAAAGAAAGGAAAGAAGGAAGAAAGAAAAAACUAUUCUCAAAAUUAAUCUGAAUUAUGUAUAUAUGAAGGACAGAUUUUUUUUUCUUGAAGAAGGCCAAGAAGAAUUUCGCUAUAUUUUCUUUCGACGACUAGUAUCAAAAGAAAGAACACCUUUCUUCUACGUUUCGAUUUUGAUUUUUCCUAAUCUUUCUUUUUUUCUCUUUUUGUUUUUAUACGUCGAUUUUUGCGAAUUAUUUUUAUAUCGUUAGUUGGAUCUAGAGGAUAAAAACAAGAUUUAAAAAAUAA
Molecule: messenger RNA, 5823 nt
Organism: Bombus pascuorum
Lineage: Eukaryota; Metazoa; Arthropoda; Insecta; Hymenoptera; Apidae
Gene: Galphao
Product: guanine nucleotide-binding protein G(o) subunit alpha
Exons: 9
Coding region: 1355-2419 (354 amino acids)
Biological process (GO): adenylate cyclase-modulating G protein-coupled receptor signaling pathway
Cellular component (GO): heterotrimeric G-protein complex
Molecular function (GO): G protein-coupled receptor binding; GTPase activity; G-protein beta/gamma-subunit complex binding
Source: RefSeq, a predicted model, not a curated record